Arxiozyma heterogenica is the source of this 3357-nucleotide messenger RNA. RefSeq names its product transcription factor TFIIIC subunit TFC4 (gene TFC4). Bases 1 to 3357 code for a protein of 1118 amino acids. Gene Ontology annotation, cellular component: transcription factor TFIIIC complex. The record is from RefSeq and is a predicted model, not a curated record. Lineage: Eukaryota; Fungi; Ascomycota; Saccharomycetes; Saccharomycetales; Saccharomycetaceae. Gene Ontology annotation, molecular function: protein binding. The transcript has a single exon. Gene Ontology annotation, biological process: transcription by RNA polymerase III.
AUGACUACAAGAAGAAGAACCAGAAGAUCUGUACGGAAAACAAGAAAUAAGAUAGAUUAUGCAUUAGAUUUGGAUGAAUCUAUCUCUUCUAUGAAUAACAGUGGAGCUGAUUUUGUUUCCGAAGAGACAAAAGGUGUUGCUGGACGGACUGAUGGUGUAAAUACUAUGAGUGGUGCUGAAAAUAAUGAUCAUGUGGUUGAUAAUAAUGAUGACAAUAAAUAUGAAUUUGAAUACGAUGAGGAUGAAGAAGAGUUAUAUAACAAUUUAGAUGAUUUGAGGGAUCUGAUCGGUCAUAGUUCUGAUGAUGCUACUGAAAAUACUAAUAAGAAACAGAAUAAUUAUGGAAUAGACACAGACAAGCGAAAUUCAGGUGAUGAUGCGUCAGACUAUGCUAAUGGAAUCACUGGCGGAAAUUCAGAUUAUAAUAACGAAGAUGACUUUGUUGACUCAGAUGUUGUCGAUGAUGCAUUAUUAGCAGAGUUUUCUGACUAUGAUGGUAGUUCAGAUGAAGAUGAAGGUGAUUUCAUGGAUGCUAUUAGGGAAGCUAAUAAUUUUAACAUUAAGAAAAAAAAUAGAAGAGGUAAAAACAAAUUCAGAAGACAAAGACCGGUGGAUCCAGAAGUAGCUCAAUUAUUAUCUGAAGCCAAUGAAGCCUUUGUGAGAAAUAAUCUACCUACUGCAGAAAGAUUAUUUAAUAAAAUUAUUAAGAAGGAUCCCAGAAAUUUCGCUGCAUACGAAACGUUGGGUGAUAUUUACCAACUUCAAGGCCGACUAAAUGAUUGUUGUAAUUCAUGGUUCUUGGCCGCACAUAUUAAUUCUUCUGAUUGGGAAUUCUGGAAGAUUGUAGCUAUACUAUCGUAUGAUUUGGAACAUUAUAGACAAGCAAUUUAUUGUUUCUCUAGAGUCAUAAGUCUUAAUAAUGAAGAAUGGGAGUCUGUGUAUCGUAGAGCACUGUUAUAUAAAAGAAUGGGUCAAAUAAGGAAAGCUUUAAAAGGCUUUGAAAAAUUAUAUGAAAAUAAUCCAUAUGAUUCAAAUAUUUUACGUGAAUUAGCCAUAUUAAAUGUUGAUUGUAAUAAAAUACCAGAAGCUAUCAAACUUUAUAUGGAUGUGUAUGAAAUGAAUGUCAAAAGACGGCAAGCUAUCAUAGAAGCAAAUGAAAAUGCAGUAGAACUUUCAGAUGAUGACAAUAAUUCUGAAUCAGAUAUCGAUAAUGAGGAAUUAGAAGAAAUGUAUGAGGAAGAGCAAAAACUGUAUUUUGGAGUUAACUGGAAAAUAAUUAAUAAAAAAUACAGAUGUAUUCCAUUUGAUUGGUCUUCUCUUAAUAUUAUAGCGGAGUUGUCUUUAAAACUUGGUGAUAAAAAUAAUGAAAGUAUAAGGACUAUUAAGAAAUGUGCCCGUUGGAUACAACAUCGAGAAUUACAGACAUUUUGGGAUGAUGCAAUUGAUGAUUCAGAAUUUGAUAGUAGAAGAUUAAAAAGCACUAGAUUUGAUUCAUUACCUGAUGAAGAAAAGUCUAAAUCCUAUGUUUUACCGAUUGAUAUUAGAGUCAGAUUAGGACUUUUAAGAUUGCAAACUGAAAAUUUUGUAGAAGCAAUGAAUCAUUUUCAAUUUUUAUAUGAUGAAAAUUUCUCAGAUGUAGCUGAUUUAAAUUAUGAAGUCGGUGUAGCAUUAACUAAAGCUGAGAAGUUUCAGGAAGCCUUGGAUUUUCUGGCGCCCUUGUUAUCUCUCCCAGAUUAUGCCACUGUAGAAUUCUAUGAGAAUAUAGCCAAAUGUUAUAAAGAAACAGAAGAAUAUGAUACGGCAAGACAAUUUUUAGAGAGAAUCAUUGAAAUGGAUCCAGAAUCUCUGGAACAUAAAUUAAGUUUGGCAGAAGUUCAUUAUCAUUUAGGUAAUGUUGAUAUCUUCAAAAGUAUAUUAAAUGAAGUUACAGUUAUCAGAAAGAGACAAAAGGCUCAACUUUAUGGUGUGGUUGAUGAAAAGGAUAAAGAACAGUUAGAAAAAAAGGGUAGAGGGAAUGACCAAUUAGAUGAUAGAGAUGUCAGUAGUAAACCAUUGCUAGAAGACAGUAAGUAUAAGACUUAUACAAUUAAAAAGAAGAAAACACUGCAAGAUAUUGAACGUGAAAAGGCGGAGAGAGAAAAGAAGAUUACAUUAAAAGUGUUGGAGAAGUAUAAUAGUUUAAAAAAUUAUGAAAGAGAUAUUGCGGGUAACAAUAACGCACAAAUCAGUCAGUGGAUAAGAACAGUUUCAGAUCUGGUCGAUGUCUUCAGUUCUGUUAAAAACUUUUUCGUAAGAAGUAGAUCUAAAAAAUUCAUAGGUAUUAUUAGGAGGACCAGGAAGUUUCAUACAGUCGUCGAUUACCAAUUAGAAAGAUUAUCCCGUUUAUCAGAAGGUGAUCCACUUUCUGAUACUUUACCAAUAAUGGAAGAAAGAGUGACAUUAACAUCUACUAAGGAACUUCGUGGUUUAAGUUAUGAUCAAUGGUUCGAUCUAUUUAUGGAUUUAGCCUUGACAAUUACUAAAUAUAGAAGUGUUCAAGAUGGUUUGAGUGUGAUUGAUACAGCACAAGAAGUUAAUGUUUUUGUUCAAGAUAGUAAGAGAGCUAAAAUUAUGAAGUUUGUUAGACUUGCAAUAGUUUUACACUUGGAUGAUGAAGAGGAAUUGUUAGCAAAUCUAAGGUUACUAUUAAAUCAAUAUCAAUUCAAUAGAAAAAUAUUAUUGCUGUUUAUGUUUUCAUUGUCGCAUGGCAAGUUGGCUUCAAACAUAUUGACAUCUACCAUUCAACAGAAAUUUUUCCUUAGAUUAAUUAAAGCUUUUGAUUCUGUUAGAUAUAAUGUUCAUGUAAGGGGUCAAGCAUCUAUUACUAACGAUGUAGUGGAUAAUCCAGAGGCUAAACCAUCUCCAUAUAUCUACUAUAUAUACUCUGUUUUACUUUAUUCAAGUAGAGGGUUCCUCUCAGCACUUCAAUAUUUGAGUCAAUUAGAAAAUGAGAUUCCAGAUGACCCUACGGUUAAUCUUUUAUUGGGUCUAUCUCAUAUGCAACGUUCAAUGCAAAGACUUACCGCUGCUAGGCACUUCCAGAUACUACAUGGAUUACGUUAUCUUUAUCGUUACUAUGAUAUUAGAAAUACUAUGUAUACUGAUGUGGAAAAACAAGAGGCAGAUUAUAAUCUUGGUCGUGCAUUCCAUUUAAUAGGUUUGGUAUCAAUUGCUAUCAAAUAUUAUAGUAAGGUUUUAAAUGAUUAUGAAGAUGAGAAACUGAAAAAACAUGCAGCAUUUAAUUGUAUUAAUAUCUAUCAGGAGAGUGGUAAUACAGCAUUGGCUAAUUCACUUAUGGAGAAGUAUCUAAGUAUAUGA